GUUCUUACCGAACCAUAGUUUACGAAGAACUUAGCAACCGUUUCAACGAUGCUAGUGAUAUUGGGCCUCCUGUGCACUGUGCUACUCUCUGCCUCCGGAAAUGUGCUUCCAGAGGGUGACAUAUUCGUGCCUACGUUUCCACGGCCGCAUUAUGGGUUCAGCUCGCAGAUAUCCUCGAGAGGACAUCGCAUUGUAGGUGGCUUCGAAAUCAGUAUCGAGGACGCGCCCCAUCAGGUGUCGUUGCAAACCCGUGGGAGCCAUAUUUGUGGAGGAUCUAUUAUUUCCACCAAAUGGGUCCUUACGGCGGCCCAUUGUACUGACGGUUCCUCUGUAUCUAGUCUCACCGUUAGGGUUGGUUCUUCCAAACAUGCGUCCGGGGGUGAAGUGAUCAAUAUCAGUCGAAUUGUACAACACCCACAGUUCAGUUACAGUACCAUUGACUACGACUACUCUUUACUGCAAUUGAAAAGUGAUCUCAAACUGGGUGGAAAUGUUCAGAAGAUCGCAUUGCCUGGACAGGACGAACCCGUUGAAGAUGGUACGUUGUGCGAGGUAACCGGUUGGGGAAAUACCCAGAACGCUGCCGAGUCCCGGGCAAUUCUACGUGCGGCAUAUGUACCGGCUGUUAACCAGACGAGCUGUGACAAGGCAUAUACUAUUUACGGUGGCGUAACCGAUCGCAUGAUUUGCGCUGGCUACCAGCAGGGUGGUAAAGAUGCCUGCCAGGGUGAUUCGGGUGGUCCACUCGUCGCUAACGGUACACUCGUGGGAAUUGUAUCGUGGGGUCUGGGUUGUGCCCAACCCAACUAUCCCGGUGUGUACUCCAGGGUGGCGGCAGCACGUGAUUGGAUCCGAAGCAACAGUGGUGUCUAAAUCGAAUUAAAUACCCAUUUUAGUUCGACGCACAGAACAAAUCGAGCCUAAACACGGAUCGCGUUCUUACUUUUCGUUAAUCAAGCAAUGUAAUCGUAAAUCAUCGCUAAAUAAAACGUUUUCAAUUUAGCAACACAUUAAGAA
This is a messenger RNA of Toxorhynchites rutilus septentrionalis, 1017 nucleotides long. RefSeq names its product trypsin-1-like. Gene Ontology annotation, biological process: proteolysis. NCBI's taxonomy places the organism in Eukaryota, Metazoa, Arthropoda, Insecta, Diptera, Culicidae. The coding region runs from base 49 to 873 and encodes 274 amino acids. The record is from RefSeq and is a predicted model, not a curated record. The transcript has 2 exons. Gene Ontology annotation, molecular function: serine-type endopeptidase activity.